AUGAGAUCUAUGACUUGUCAGUCCAAGGACGCAUUUCUGGGAGUUCGGAACACCUUCUUUGACUUGAGUGAUUCGCCCUCGCUGCAGCAGUGGUACAAGGACACCAGAGGCAUACGCUCAUGCCCGGCUAGCGAGCAUGGUGAUGAUGACCGGGCUGUAUGCGGCGAUGCUGAUGUUGACGAAGACGAUGCCAUGCAGACGCCAGAGCCAUCUCCACGCUUUUUCCAUGAGGAAGAGAACACUCAGCCCUCACCUGCGGCAUGCAAUGCGGCAGAGCCAGCAAAGGCCAGGACUCCAUUGAAGAGUGGUGCAAACCCAUACCGGCCAACUCCUGCAGCAGCACCGACCUGCAGCACAACCUACUAUGCCGUGCCCCCGCCAGUGGGCACCACAGGUCAAGCUCUUGCGGCAGAGUACCACCGCAGAGUGCAAGCAUCGCGGCUGCAAUUGGCACAGGCUCAGGCCCGGCAAAACAUCCCGCCGACCUAUGCGCCUGAUCACCUCAAGGCAAAGCAGCUUGCCGUUACGACGCCUCUUCAGGUGAGCUCACCGGUCCUGGGUUCAGAAGUACUUCCAAGUAUUGGGUCUGGUGCUCAUGCCACUGGUGAAUGUCGACCUUGCGCCUUCUUCCACAAAAACCGCUGUGUGACAGGCCGAACCUGCCUGUUCUGCCACCUCUGUGAUGCCGGUGAGAAGAAGCGCCGACUUCGGCUGCAGAAGACCAAGCAUGUGCAAAGGCCGUGA
Molecule: messenger RNA, 744 nt
Organism: Symbiodinium necroappetens
Lineage: Eukaryota; Dinophyceae; Suessiales; Symbiodiniaceae
Source: the annotation of a GenBank genome assembly